AUGCUAUUUUACAAGAACCAUAAAGAACAACAAAAAACAUCUAAUAAGCCAUUCUACAGCGGAAAUGCAUUCUCAUUGAAGGCUCAAACAAGACUGAAUCAAACUUUCAAAAUGUUACACAACGUCUAAGUAUUCAAAACUGCAUCAGUUGACAGUGAACUUGCCAAAGAUUCAUUUGCUUUCAAUAACUUUAGUUAGGUCUUUGCUACUACUCCACAGUCGACCAGCACCAUCAAAAUUGGCAAUAAAGGAGCAUUAGCUGAGUUUUAGUUCACUCCAAAGAACCUUAACAUAAAGAAUAAUUUCGUUCAACUAGGUUCUGAUCAUUUCUUAAAUUCACAGAGUGGAAAUUUACUUUCAAAUUUUCAUUUGAGGUAUAGAUCACCAGUGUUUGCUAACAUUAGGCUUUGGGAAACAGUUCACCUAGCACUUAAUACUUAAGAUACUUUGAAGACUCUCUCUAACACAGUUAAUCUUCAAAUACAUGAAAAGUAUCUCUUAGGCUUUGCCUUAGAUUACGAUUUUAAUGAUCUAAAGUCUCUAGAGGCUGAAGCUGCUUAUAAGCCAAAUGAUUUUCGCUAUAUAUACUUAAGAAGCAACAUUUUGAGCAAGCAAGUAACACUUGGUGGUUAGGAGAGCUUUAGAAAUGAUAUAAAAGGAACAGUUGAGAUAGAUUACGAUGUGAAGUAAGAAAAGAAAGGAUUUAUGGGAUAUCCGGUGUCAAUGAAGGUUGGAAUGGAAAAUUAAUUAACACACUCAUCUAAAGUUAACUCAUAAAUUGAGCUAAAUGAAGAAAUCCUCUUCAACUAGGUUUGUAGUCACAGACUUAACAGAAACCUCAAGGUGUCCGUAGCUAGCAAAAGCAAUAUCUCUAAGAUUUUGUCAGAGCCCUCUCCAAAGAACUAUAAUGUCGGAGUUCUAGUCAAAUGGACAUUUUGA
Stylonychia lemnae is the source of this 939-nucleotide messenger RNA. The record is from the annotation of a GenBank genome assembly. NCBI's taxonomy places the organism in Eukaryota, Ciliophora, Spirotrichea, Sporadotrichida, Oxytrichidae.